UGUCCAAAGGGUCCAGCUGCUUCACCUCCAAGCAAAUCAAGCUCCUUUCCUCUUCCAUUUCAAAAGAGAAAAGAAAGACAGAAUUUCUCUUCUUUUCUUCUCUCACUCAGGUCUCAUCUCAUUUCCUUCCUUUCUCCUUUUUUUUUUCUCCUCCCUUUUCAAACGAGAUUUCGCGGGAAAAUACAGCCCCUUCAUAGAACGUAAAAACAGAAGCAAUUUUUUUUUUUUUUCUCCUCUUUCCGUUCCUUCUCCUUACUUCUCAGCUGGUAAUCGUAGCGAAGCAGAGCACGAUUUUCUCCUGCUUUUUUUUUUUCCCCUAGAAUUUCUUCUCAGAUCUUCUGUUUCUUUUCCCCCUUUCUUCUCGCAUCCACUAUAAAUCGCCAAAAACCGUGGGAGACUGCUCAGGAAACGCGAAAAAAUCGCAUCAUUCGAGUAAGCGCUAUAUAGGAUAGCGAAAUAUUGAUCAAGCGACGAGAAAUCAGCUCGAAAUAGUGGAUUCAUAGCUUCGAAGUAGAGAGUCUAUCAAACGGCGAUUGGUCUGUUCGAUUCUCGAUAUCUAUUAAUGAUGCUGUGAAUCCGCCAUUCUUUGCUUAUUUCUCGUCUUCCGAUACUUACCAAAAACAAAAACAAAAGAAGCCGACUCGAUCUCUAAUUCUCUGAUGGAUCUGUUCGAGAUCGAUACCGUGAAAGCCGAGAAAGCUAACGCGAUGAAAAGAUACCGUAGGAUCCGAAAGAUCGCGAUCGUUUUCAGAAUCGUCGAGGUCUGCGUCGCUUUCGUCUUCAUCUCCUGGUUUUCCGCUCGCCUACCUAUCGCCGUCAAAAUCUCCGGUGACUUUGUCCGGCACCUCUCCGUCAUUCUCGUCAGCCCGCUUUUCGUUUUCCUCGUGGGAAACGCCAUUGUCGUGACGCUCUUCCUCAAAUCGGGCCAAAAUCCAGCCGGAAACUCCAGCGUCGAUCUAUACGACGAGUUCUUGAAGAACAGCGAAAAUCGCCACAAGACUCGCAAGGAAACUCCGCCGCCGGAGGAGGAAAAGGAGACGGCAUGCGAAGACAAGUCCGUAGUGUACACCGAGAAUACGCAUGCGUGUACGAAUACGGAUACGAGCAUGAGGAAGGCUUACCGAAGGAGCCGAUCGGAAAACAUGAGCACUGAGAAGAAGAGGGAACUCCGGCGGUCGAAGACGGACGUAUGUCCAAAAGUGGAGAAAUCUGGGGAGAAACCGGCGGAUUUUCCGUAUUCGGGGCCGGAGAUGAGUAGCGAGGAGUUCCAGCGCAAGAUAGAGGCGUUCAUUGCGAAGCAGCAGAAGUUCCUGAGAGAAGAGUCGAUGGCCAUCGUCCUGCGGUGUGAGAGCUGAAAAAAAAAAAGAAAGAAAAAAGAUUUGGAAAUCUCCGCAGUAAAAAAGAAAAAAAAAAAAAAAAAGAAAAAGAAAAAAUCCUAUCGUUUCUUGUUCCUUUUUUCCUUUUUCUUUUGUUUAAAUCACCUGAUGCUGUAUUUCUGUACAUAGUAAUUAAAUAGGACUGAAGAAAAGAGCGAUGGAUUUAGCCUUUUUUU
Magnolia sinica is the source of this 1552-nucleotide messenger RNA. RefSeq lists its product as uncharacterized. The transcript has a single exon. Lineage: Eukaryota; Viridiplantae; Streptophyta; Magnoliopsida; Magnoliales; Magnoliaceae. The coding region runs from base 660 to 1355 and encodes 231 amino acids. The record is from RefSeq and is a predicted model, not a curated record.